CGAGCUUCUAUCUGUCGGUAGCUUUCGAUGGAGAACAAGGAGCAACAGCUCUCCAUCUCCAUUCCUGUCAUCUCGGCUAGUCCUAGCGGAGAUGUCGAUCUAGAUCCUUGUAGCCUUUCUCCCAAGGUGUCGAUUCUCACUGGAUGGACUAGCGGAGAUGUCGAUCUAGAUCCUUGUAGCCUUUCUCCCAAGGUGUCGAUUCUCACUGGAUUCCAUGCCGGGUACUUCCGCAUUAGCCUGUCGCUGUGCGGCCAGGCUCUGCUGUGGAAGACCCUGAGCGAGCCGGGCACCGACGCCCGUGCGCUUCGGCACGUCGUCAGGAUGCUCCCCUCCGCCGCCUUCGUCCUCCUCUGGUCCGUAGCGCUCGCCUCGCUCGUCCUGCUCUGCGCCCUCUACGCCUGCCGUUGCCUCUUCAAGUUCCGGCACGUGCAGGCCGAGUUCUUGCACCACGUGGGCGUGAACUACCUCUUCGCGCCUUGGAUCUCGUGGCUGCUCCUCCUGCAGUCCGCUUUCUUCCUCCGACCCGGCAGCAGCGCGGCCUACGACGCGCUUUGGUGGGUGUUCUCGGUGCCCAUUGUGGUGCUGGACCUCAAGAUAUACGGCCAGUGGUUCACCAAAGGGAAGCGGUUCCUCUCGGCGGUGGCCAACCCCACGAGCCAGAUGACGGUGAUCGCGAACCUGGUCGGGGCGAGGGCGGCCGCGAAGAUGGGCCGGGAGGAGGUGGCGACGUGCAUGUUCGCGGUCGGGAUAGCGCACUACCUCGUGCUAUUCGUAACGCUGUACCAGAGGUUUGAAGGGAGCAACAGCCUGCCGGCGAUGCUCCGCCCGGUCUUCUUCCUAUUCAUCGCCGCGUCUAGCACGGCCAGCUUGGCUUGGAGUUCCAUAUCCGGCUCGUUCGAUACUGCAUCGAAGAUGCUGUUCUAUCUCUCGCUCUUCCUCCUCGCCUCCCUGGUCUCGAGGCCGGCGUUGUUCAGGCGAUCGAUGAGGCGGUUCAGCAUUACAUGGUGGGCGUACUCCUUCCCGCUGAGCAUGGUGGCGCUGGCGGCCACGGAAUACGCCCAGGAGGUGAAGGGAGCAGUGCCCAACGCGCUCAUGCUGCUGCUCGCCGUGCUCUCAGUGCUGGUGAUCGUCGUCUUGAUGGGCUUCACGGCUGUCAAGACCGGCGAUCUCUUGCCUCGUGGCGAUGACGACCCCUUCGUGCCCUCAAACCAAAUAGCACCCGCUGCCUGAGGCUUAUAUAUGACUCUAUACAUACCACUCCGUGGACAUGAAGGUGUUCGACGAUAUGAGCUUUCGAGCUCAUCAUUGUAUUUCACGUCCGAUUAACU
Musa acuminata AAA Group (dessert banana) is the source of this 1328-nucleotide messenger RNA. RefSeq names its product S-type anion channel SLAH4-like. The coding region runs from base 28 to 1230 and encodes 400 amino acids. Gene Ontology annotation, cellular component: membrane. Gene Ontology annotation, molecular function: voltage-gated monoatomic anion channel activity. Gene Ontology annotation, biological process: intracellular monoatomic ion homeostasis; transmembrane transport. The record is from RefSeq and is a predicted model, not a curated record. The transcript has 2 exons. NCBI's taxonomy places the organism in Eukaryota, Viridiplantae, Streptophyta, Magnoliopsida, Zingiberales, Musaceae.